Messenger RNA from Williopsis jadinii, 3051 nucleotides. RefSeq names its product Gta1p (gene GTA1). The transcript has a single exon. The record is from RefSeq and is a predicted model, not a curated record. The coding region runs from base 1 to 3051 and encodes 1016 amino acids. Gene Ontology annotation, molecular function: protein binding. NCBI's taxonomy places the organism in Eukaryota, Fungi, Ascomycota, Saccharomycetes, Phaffomycetales, Wickerhamomycetaceae.
AUGUAUAUCCAUGUGGUGGUUGUUGGGUGCGCGGUGCUGUGGUUACUGCAUAGGCUUCAUGGAGUGUUGUCUAUGCCCUUGGAUAAGCUCAUCGGGCUACUGAACAUUGAUAUUCCAAGGGCGCAUAAGGUCUCUGUUGAUUGUAUCACCGAUACUGCUGUGCACAUCCACUGGGACCUGUUUGCGGAUGAGCAGAAAGUGCUGAUGUUUUACGUGUACUUGAACGGUGUGGAGGUGGCGACGAUGUCUGGCUUUGAUUCUCACUGCUGUAUCCAGAACUUGAACCCACGCACGAAGUAUAAGCUGGACCUCAUUGCGGCAAAUCAACGGGGUUAUAAGUCUAAGAGUCGAUCCGUGUAUAUCAUGACCAAGUCUGCGGAGUUACAGCGGAGAGCGGCGGAUGUCUUGUUGGAGAACCCUGAUAACCUGUUUAAGAUGCUGACGGAUAAGAGCGCAAAGGAUCCGAUGGUUCACAAGGUCACGUCCACACCGGCUAGCGAGCAACAGCGGAUCGGAAGAUCGAGAUCGAACACUACGAAUUCGCUUGCGAACGAGACGGGCAGUGUGCUGCCAUCAGCUGCGAGCGCGCUGCUAAUUGAUCCAAAGUCUAUGGAGGACAUUGAAGAGCUCCGGUUCUACUUGGAGUCAGGACAAGAGGAACUACAUGAGAUUUUGAAUCAACAGGCUACGACGUUGCAACAGUUCAAAGACCAGGAGGCUUCAUUGAUUGAGGAAAGACAAACUCUGCGUGAACGUAAAAGGUUGGAAGAUGGUAAUAGGCAGGCGAUCAAGUCUGAAAUAACAAUGCUCGAUGACGCCAGAAGGCUGGCUGAUAUCAAAAAGCAGAAACAGGAAAACUUGUUAAAGGAGAAAAGGCAGCACAUAGCCAAGAUGGAAAAGGAAUUGGUUGAGUGGAACAAGAAAAUUGAACAGUUUGAAGAUGAUUGUUUAAAACUUGAAAAUUCUGAAAAUGUGGUUCACGCAGAAUUGGAAUCCGACAUUGAAACGAAGGAAAGAUGUAUCAAGGAGCUACAAGGUUCAAUUGCGUCGUUAGAAGACACCAUCAAAUCUUUGAUUCAAAGAAAGAAACAGAAAGAAGCGUUGAAGCCACAGUUGGUUAAGGUCUUCAAGACUUUACGUGAACAUACUAACAACACAGGUAUGGUUGAUGCUGAGGGAAUUAAGGCAUUACAGCUUUUGCAAAACUUGGAACCAGCUUAUCAUAUAAAGGUUCAAGAAGAAAUCGACACCGACACAAAGCUUGAAGCGAGAUGGAGAGCUGGCCAACAACGUGAAGUGAGUCAUUGUCAUAAAGUCACUCAAGUGUACGACUCCUUAAAGGCUGAACAUAGAAGUCUUAAGAAUGGAAUCGUACCUGAAGCUAAGUUGAAUUCACCUUUAGGAACACCUCCACCACAAGCACCUGCACUGUUACAUUCUAACAGUAUGUAUAGCACUUAUUCCGGACCGCAAAGCAGCUCAAGCAAUCCACCUUCAACGUUCAUCUACUCGACGAACACCAGCAAUAGUUCCCCUUCGUUGAAGGUGGCACUGCAAACACAGUCAGUUUGGAACAACAACAGCAUUAAUUUGGGAUUUACAAACAGGCUGACGUUGGAUACAGAAACUGGUCAACGCUCAAGCGAGGAAAACUUGGAAUCACCAAGCGUUCAACACUACUUACCUGCUAAUCUCAUUGGUGAAGAAUUUGGUGAAGACUUGCCAGAUUUUGUAUUUGAAGAUUCUUUUGAGGCUGAAACUUCUGUUGGUGACGACAGUUAUAGAAAGAGUGAAGAGCGCUCUCCGCCUCUUGGAGAUGGACCCUUAUUACAAUCCCAGGCAUCUGUCACAUCGCCAUUCAAUCACGAUUUUGCAGCCAACUUGAGCACAAGAUCAAUCUUCCAUAACGACUUUGGUAUUGCGCCGCGUUAUUCCUUGGAGAAUACAACCUCUCCUCCGCACUCCUUCCAAAACGAAUUUAUGUCUCCACAUAGCUCACCUGUCAAUGCUGGUCCAACAGAUCUGUCAUCUCUAUUAUCUGGAGGUAAUCCGGAUAACAUUCAUGUACAGCUUUCUCAAGGAAACCAAGAAACCAAAGCUAGUGUCUUUUCACCAAGAAGGCUGUCAAAUGUAUUUGGUUUCGGUAAGAAAACCACAGACACUGACGAAGCCUCUCAGCAGCAACGCAGUAAUGCACAGUCGCAGAGAAGCAAAUUCUUUUCUAAUGUUUCAACUCUUGAUUCCAAUUUGAAAUCCACAAGAGACUCUGCUGGUUUCUCUGUGGAUAAACCUCUUGACCAUAUUUGGGGAUCAAGAUCUCCAUUUGGAGAUAGUUUACACGCUAGAAAUGUUUCUGUUAACUCCAAUGGUUCAUUAGAGAAGGAUAAUAAGAGUUGGUCAAAGUUUCACAGCCAUGCUCAAUUCUCAAGCUCUAUCGAUCAGAAUAGUUUUUCCCAGGCUCCAUCCUCAUCCCACUCUGUUUCCUCUGAACCUGUCAGUGAAGAUCACGAACUCGGUCCAGCUGUACAUCUAAGCAGUACAAAUAAGUCUACAGCUAUUACGAUGAAGUCUUCGAAGUCAUCCUUGGAUUCAUCUCCGCAGCAGGCAAGUUCCCCGUCUUUCUUCCGCAAGAAGAAAAGUCUCUUCACGUUUGGCCAAAGUGCCAAUGCUCUAUCUCCUACAAAGCAGAACGUGUCGCUAUUCAACGGCACGAAUCCAAGAGGCGAUACAACUGAAGAGUCUGCAGACGACUUGCAUCUGUCUGGUACGUCCUCAACGCUUACCUCAACACCAAAGAAACUGUUUUCCAUGAACCGUAAGGGUUCCACUGUUGCAAGAAGACAAAGUACGUCGAGCCAUGAACAAGACCAUCCAAUCGGCGAAGUCGCCUCAAUUCAAUCCGGAUCCACUGGUAAUUCCAGAUCCAUCGUCAGGAAGCUGACCUUCUUUGGAAAGAACGCCUCUGGUAAUUCCAAUGAACACCCUGGAAAAGACCUCGGUGACAGCACAAUAGAUGAACAAGCAGAGUUAAAGGAGAUGGGUCCAGAGUGA